GCCGAGCGAUUGCGGAGCGCGCUCCCCGGCGAGGCUGACAGAUCGCUCCGGUGGGUGCAAGAUGGCGCAAGCGGCGCUCCCCCUGCGCGACCCGCGCUCCUAGGAGGCAUGCGGCCCCAGCCCCCAGCCGCCCGGGCUCGGCCUCGGCCGGAGCCCCGGCCCCGGCCCCGGCCCCGGCGCCGGCCCCGUGGGACUCUGUGAGCUGCCAGAGGCCCGGAAGCCGCGCGUAGCCGAGCCGAGCCGAGCGGACCGAAGCCCCAUGGCUGCGCCCCGCGCCGCGUCCCGGCGCCGCCAGCCUGCGCUGCGCUGGCCCCGGCUCCUGCUACCGCUGCUGCUGCCGCUGCUGCUGCCCGAGCGGAGCUGGGGUCUUGGCCACUCUGCUGAACUGGCAUUCACUGUGGAGCCAAGCGAUGAUGUCGUAGUCCCUGGGCAGCCUGUAGUGCUGGACUGUGGGGUAGAGGGGACGCCUCCGGUACGAAUCACCUGGAGGAAGAACGGGGUGGAGCUGCCAGAGAGUACCAACUCUACCUUGUUGGCCAACGGGUCCUUGGUAAUCCGUCACUUCAGGCUGGAGGCAGGAGGCAGCUCUUCGGAUGAGGGUGACUAUGAGUGUGUGGCUCAGAACCGCUUUGGGCUGGUAGUCAGCCGGAAAGCUCGCAUCCAAGCUGCAACCAUGGCAGACUUCCACGUGCAUCCCCAGGCCACCAUGGGUGAGGAGGGCGGUGUGGCCCGUUUCCAGUGCCAAAUCCAUGGGCUUCCCAAGCCCUUGAUCACAUGGGAGAAGAACAGAGUCCCCAUUGACACGGACAAUGAGAGGUACACGUUGCUGCCCAAAGGGGUCCUGCAGAUCACAGGACUUCGGGCUGAGGACAGCGGCAUCUUUCAUUGUGUGGCCUCAAACAUUGCCAGUGUGCGGAUCAGCCACGGGGCCAGGCUCACAGUGUCAGGCUCAGGCUCUGGGGCCUACAAGGAGCCAGCGAUCCUUGUAGGGCCUGAGAACCUCACCCUGACUGUGCACCAGACCGCAGUGCUGGAGUGUGUCGCCACGGGCAACCCACGCCCCAUUGUGUCCUGGAGCCGCCUGGACGGCCGCCCCAUUGGGGUGGAGGGCAUCCAGGUGCUAGGCACGGGAAACCUCAUCAUCUCAGAUGUGACCGUCCAGCACUCGGGUGUCUAUGUCUGUGCAGCCAACAGGCCUGGUACCCGGGUGAGGAGAACAGCACAGGGCCGGCUGGUGGUGCAAGCCCCAGCGGAGUUUGUCCAACACCCACAGUCCAUCUCCAGGCCAGCUGGGACCACAGCCAUGUUCACCUGCCAAGCUCAGGGUGAGCCGCCCCCUCAUGUCACAUGGCUAAAGAAUGGACAGGUGCUGGGGCCAGGAGGCCACGUCAGGCUCAAGAAUAACAACAGCACACUGACCAUUUCUGGAAUUGGUCCCGAAGAUGAGGCCAUCUACCAAUGUGUGGCUGAGAACAGUGCGGGCUCAUCACAGGCCAGUGCCAGCCUGACUGUACUGUGGGCCGAGGGGCUGCCCGGGCCGCCUCGAAAUGUGCGGGCUGUCUCUGUGUCAUCCACUGAGGUCCGUGUGUCCUGGAGUGAGCCCCUGAUCAACACCAAGGAGAUCAUCGGCUAUGUCCUGCACAUCAGGAAGGCUACCGACCCACCAGAACUAGAGUAUCAGGAAGCAGUCAGCAAGAGCACUCUUCAGCAUGUGGUGAGCGACCUGGAGCCCUCCACGGCCUACAGCUUCUACAUCAAGGCCUACACGCCUCGGGGGGCCAGCUCAGCCUCCAUCCCCACCCUGGCCAGCACCCUUGGUGAAGCCCCUGCUCCACCCCCAUUGUCCGUGCGGGUCUUGGGCAGCUCCUCCCUGCAGCUGCUGUGGGAGCCCUGGCCCCGGCUGACCCAGCAUGAGGGUGGCUUCAAGCUGUUUUACCGCCCAGUAAGCAAGGCCUCCUUCACUGGCCCCAUCCUGCUGCCUGGAACUGUCUCCUCCUACAAUCUCAGCCAGCUUGGUGAGGCAGACACAGCACUGGGCCUGGGGAGCUGUGUGGGGGGUGUGGUGCUGGGGACCAGGAGGUGGUGUGCCAGGGUCACCUCCCUUUCCCUGCCAGGACAGAGCUGUGCCCCUGUAGGGGCAGGGGCAGUCACUCAACCCCCCUGCCUUCCCCUAGACCCCACGGCAGUGUAUGAGGUGAAGCUGCUCGCCUACAACCAGCAUGGAGAGGGCAAUGCCACAGUCCGCUUCGUUUCUCUGAGGGGAGCAUCUGAGAGGACAGUCCUGAGCCCACCGUGUGACUGCCGGAAGGAGGAAGCCACCAACCAGACAUCCACCACAGGCAUUGUCAUUGGCAUCCACAUUGGGGUCACCUGCAUCAUCUUCUGUGUCCUAUUCCUUCUGUUUGGCCAGAGGGGCAGGGUCCUCUUCUGUAAGGAUGUGGAAAACCAGCUCUCCCCUCCUCAGGGUCCCCGAAGCCAGAGGGACCCUGGCAUCGUGGCCCUGAAUGGGGCAGGACGGGGAGAACAGGGCCACCUUGGCCGGGACGGGAAACUUGUGGAUGUGAAGGAGCUACAGCAGCUAUUCCCCCCAGCUGGGGUGGCCGGGCAGCCUGGCCCCAGACCCAUGCAGGAUACUGCAGCCUCUGCCCCAUGCGAGGAGACCCAACUUUCCAUGCUGCCAUUUCAGGGGUUCAGCCUUCUGGAGGGGAGGACGACGGAGGCCCUGACCUCGUGCAUGGGCCCCAUGGCUGCCCUGACACCCCAGGAUGGAGGCACUGGCCUCCUCAGUGAAGGACCAGCUGCCUGGCCAGCACGCUCGGCACAGUAGCCAGUGUCUGGCAGGCUCUGGAGGGGCACACCCCCAUUCUCAGGUUAAAGCAAGAGUUCUCCUGUCAUGUGGGAAUCACAGUCCUGGGGGCUCCCCAGCAUUUCUGUCCUGACUGCCCCUUGGGUUUCAAGACCCAAGGCAGCCUCAGCAGGGACUCACCUCUGAGGAGCAGGAAGGGUCUCCGCAGGAGCCCAUCCCCCUGCUGCCCUGCAGGGCUAAUACCCCCUCACCUCUGCCUGGUACCCACAUGACUUGGAACUGAGCUAACAUUUUCUUUUCCUUCAAAAAGCAAACCUUAAAAUCAAAAAAGACAAAAAAAAAAAAAAAAAGAAGAAGAAGAAAGAAAGAAAAGAGAGAGAGAGGAAGGUAAAUUAGACUCCAAAAAUAUGCCCCUGCUGUGGCUGGGCCCUGAAGCUGUCACCCUCCACUGACCAUGUUUUCUCAGGAUGGAUUUUUGCUGUUUUGGCUCUCAGCACCUACCUCAAGCCGGAAUGAAUGUCUUUGGGGGAGUGUGGCGCUAGCCUCCGCCCCUUACCCCACGGAGCCCGAAUGCACUCCUACCUCAAGCUCCCUUUAAUGGGCACCCCCUCUCCCUCCCCACGUUGUUGUCCGGAGUUAAAAAAAAAAAAAAAAAAAAGCACUUCCCCCUUUCCAGGUAUGAAAGAAAACGUCUACCUCAAGGCUCGCUGGCUUUGCGGCCUGUGUUAUGUCACUGGACCUCCCUCCCUCCCGUCUGCUUUACCCAAAGCCCCACCUGCCUCUCCCCCAGAGAGGAGACUGGAGGCUGAGUCACCAAGGGGGCCCCCUUGGGGCCUGCAGAAAUGAAAAUGGGAUUGGUCAGAGAGAAAAUGUGAAAAAAGCCAAAAAUGAGAGGAAAUUUGUUCCUUGAAGUAUAAAUUUUUAUCCAAACAAGCCACCGCCCAGCACGCUGCCUGUACUCCCUCUUGUCUCAUCUGUCCACUGCCAUUUCAACCCUCUGGGUCAGCCCAUCCUUGAUGGGGAUGCUGUGACCCUCCCUGCCUGGGCCUUGAGAGGGUGGGACGUCACCCUUCGGCCUGUCUCCUAUCUUGCCCAGAAGCAGAGCUCCCCUGUGCAGGCCCAGCCCUUGGAAUGUACCACAUGUGUGAUGGGUGUGUGGGGGGUGGGUGUCCCUGGCAGAGGCACCCCAGCCUUCUGUCACAGGGGACAUAGCUGGCCUAACCCACCCUCUGGAUAGUGGAAUGACCACUGUCAGCAGAUGCAGCCGAAAGCUAUUUUUAUACCAGGUGUGUUUUUACGUUCUUGGGACUUUCUGUUUCUCUUUUCUGUUGUUAUUCUUUGAACUACUUAAAGAAGAAAAAAAAAAAAAAACCAAGGAAACAAAUGCCUAUUUUUGGUUACACUCAAAAACAUUUUUUUAAAUAGCAGAAGAAAAAGUUUUUUUUAAUGAAAAAAAAGAGAUAAGUGUAUUCCUUAAGAAUGAGAUUAGACCAGAAAAUCCCCAACCCCCGACCCUCUAGGGACACCCCACCCUAAACUAGUUAAUUAGCUGAAGAAGGUAGAAUUUGUGGUGUUCUCCUAGAAAACUAGAGUUGUAUCCAUGUGGACUUGGAAGGGCCAUUCCCUCCCUUCUCCCAUAUGGUGGGCCCAUACCAAGGGUGCCAUCAAGCUCUGAGGCAGCACCUGUCUGACCCCAAAGCAGCUUCUCUCUGGAGACCCUAAUCCCUUGGGGAGAGUGGGACUGGGACAGGAGGGGGCUACCUGGCCUGACCUGGGUUUUGUCACACUGUACUCAUUUUGACUGAAUAAAAGUCCUGUUGCCAAAGUGAA
Nycticebus coucang (slow loris) is the source of this 4636-nucleotide messenger RNA. RefSeq names its product immunoglobulin superfamily DCC subclass member 3 (gene IGDCC3). Lineage: Eukaryota; Metazoa; Chordata; Mammalia; Primates; Lorisidae. The record is from RefSeq and is a predicted model, not a curated record. Bases 260 to 2827 code for a protein of 855 amino acids. Gene Ontology annotation, molecular function: protein binding. The transcript is spliced from 13 exons. Gene Ontology annotation, cellular component: axon; plasma membrane. Gene Ontology annotation, biological process: axon guidance; cell-cell adhesion.